Molecule: messenger RNA, 3344 nt
Organism: Sinocyclocheilus grahami
Lineage: Eukaryota; Metazoa; Chordata; Actinopteri; Cypriniformes; Cyprinidae
Product: E3 ubiquitin-protein ligase RNF220-like
Exons: 14
Coding region: 159-1892 (577 amino acids)
Biological process (GO): protein ubiquitination
Molecular function (GO): metal ion binding; ubiquitin protein ligase activity
Source: RefSeq, a predicted model, not a curated record
AGAGUGACCGACGUUUCUGCCAGAGAGUCGACAGCGCAAAAGUUUGCACCAUUCUGCCCAUACCGUUUACCCCGUCUCUCUUCUCUCCACCCCUCCCCUAUACCCCUCUGCUCUCGCCCCUAACCCCCCCUCCGCCCAACCACAGCCCAGUCUCCAAAAUGGACUUGCACCGGGCAGCUUUUAAAAUGGAGAGCUCCUCCUACCUGCCCAACCCGUUAGCAUCCCCGGCGCUAAUGGUGCUAGCAUCAACGGCGGAGGCCAGCCGUGAUGCCUCCAUUUCCUGCCAGCAGCCUCGCCCGUUCGGCGUGCCAGUUUCUGUGGAGAAGGAUGUUCACCUUCCCUUCAACAAUGGUUCCUACACGUUCGCCUCCAUGUACCACCGGCAGGGCGCCGUACCACCAGGCUUCCCCAAUAGGGACUUCCCUCCUUCCCUCCUACACCUUCAUCAUCAGUUUGCCCCUCCAAAUUUGGACUGCUCACCCAUAAGCAUGCUCAACCACAGUGGCAUUGGGGCCUUCCGGCCAUUCGCUUCUCCUCUGGAGGACCGUGAUGGAGCGGGAGGUGGAUACCAGUCCGCCUUUACCCCAGCCAAGCGGCUAAAGGGCUGCCUGGAGGCCGAGGCCUCCCCGCACCUGCGCUACUCGGACGCAGAAGGGAAAGAGUAUGACUUUGGUGGUGCUCAGAUCCCCUCCAGCUCGCCUAGUGCUCUCAAAGCCGUGGAAGAUGUGGGGAAGAAGAUCUUCGCAGUGUCAGGCCUGCUGUCGGACCGAGAAACCUCAUCCAGUCCGGAGGAUCGCAUUGAGCGCUGUAAGAAGAAGGUGUCACUCUAUGACAGUCAGGCUCCCAUCUGCCCCAUCUGUCAGGUGCUGCUGCGUCCAGGGGAACUUCAGGAGCACAUGGAACAGGAGAUGGAGAGGCUCACCCACAUGCACAUCAGCAAGAACCCAUCACACAAAGACAUCAGUGCAGCUCCAGGCACACCGAAGUCUCUCCUGUUGUCAGUGCACAUCAAACGUGAGGGCGAGUCUCCAGUUGUGUCCCCACUCUCCUCUGAUGAAGCUCACCAUUCUGACAGAUACCAGACAUUUUUACGAGUUCGAGCUAACAGGCAAACACGAUUGAAUGCCCGGAUUGGGAAGAUGAAGCGCCGGAAGCCUGAGGAUGGACAGAGGGAAGGUGGAACAGAAGAGGAUUCCGCCGAUGUCGAAGGAGAGAACGGAACGCGGUUUGAGGAGUACGAGUGGUGCGGACAGAAGAGGGUACGAGCUACUACAUUACUGGAAGGUGGUUUCAGAGGAACAGGCUUUGCCAUGUGUAGCACGAAGGAGAGCCAUGACAGUGAUGCAGACCUGGAUGUGGAUGGAGAUGACACACUGGAGUACGGCAAAGCCCAGUACACUGAAGCAGACAUCAUUCCUUGUUCUGGAGAGGACCAGGGAGAGGCCAAAGAACGUGAGGCACUGCGUGGGGCCGUUUUGAAUGGUGGUGUACCGUCCAAUAGAAUAACACCAGAGUUCUCAAAAUGGGCCAGUGAUGAAAUGCCAUCCACCAGUAAUGGCGAGAGCAGCAAACAGGAGCCGAGCUCUUCAUUUUCGUCCUCCACACCGAGGACCUGUAAAAACAGUGAGAUCGAGAAGAUAACAGAGGACUCCACAGCGACCACACUGGAGGCACUAAAGGCCCGCAUACGAGAACUGGAAAAGCAGAUCCUCAGAGGAGACCGAUACAAGUGUCUCAUAUGCAUGGACUCAUAUACAAUGCCACUCACCUCCAUCCAGUGUUGGCACGUGCACUGUGAAGAAUGCUGGCUAAGGACUCUGGGAAACAAGAAACUCUGCCCACAAUGCAACACCAUCACGUCGCCAGGGGACCUCAGGCGUGUCUAUUUGUGAGCAGAACAGCCCGGAUUUUUUUGUUGUUUUUGUUUGACUUUUCGUUUCCAUUUUUGCUAGUGUUUUUGGUUUCCCCACUGCCUGAGGGAUUGAAGUGUCGUCCUGACCAUGAGAGGCUCGAGUACAGACUCACACUGACUUUAAAUGGGGACUGACUUCACAAGCAUUGGACUAAUGGGGACUGUGUAGACUCAGUCCUCUACUAUAAUGGCUUAUGUGAAGAGUCUUCCCGCCUCCCUCUUGUGUUGGUCCAUGGUCCACCCUCUCCAAAGUCAGCUUGGUUCCUUAAUGAGGAACCUGUUCUUCUCAGAUGAAGGAAAGAGUACUCAUUCUGUCCCUCCACUCGCACUGCUGCUGCUCUUCGUCUCCCACUGUCGCAACUUCUUCACCAAGACCACUGACGUCAACCCGACUGGAACAUCAGCCUGAUGAUAAGAAGAGACUUUAAAUGGACCACCCGAGGCUCUCCAGAUCCCCUCGAUCUUGAUUCUUCAUUGUGUUCUCAUUUGCCCCAAAUCAUUACUACUUUUGUGGUGUUCUAGUGAUGUCAACCAAAUUCAAUGAAUCAGUGCAAGCACAUGUAUAAUAGUCUCUGUAUGUUUACGGUGUUGUGAGUAAAUGACAUAGAGAACAAAACACUUCUAUACACACGCGCACACAUGGACAUACACAUGCACAUACAGAAGUAUAUAUUGAAUAAAAGUCCCGAUUUAGUUGGGUGUGGUUUGGGUCGGGAGGGAGGGGAUAUGUUUCAAUCUUGGUGAAUUAAAAAAAAAAAAAAACAGAAAAGAAAACCCUCUGUAUUUUCAAAGCAGAUGUUGUCUUGAAGUUGAAGUUGUAUUUCAUUGUACAGGAAGAAAUUUAAGUAAUAAUAAUAAUAAACUACUCGAACUAGGACUGAAAAGAUUUAGGUGUACAUUUUUCAUUGAAAUAUGCAGUAAAAACUAGAUUAAAUCCUGAAACAAGGGAAAGUAUCUUUCUUUUUCUUUGCUUUUUUUUCUAAGAAAUGGAAAGUUUUGCUUUUAUUCACCCACGUUUUUGACUUGAAUGCUGUCUGUCUGUUACAAACAAUUGAAAUUAUUGCUUAUUCAUUCCAUUGAACAUACAGUAUUAAGACCCCUGAUCAGUUGCAUAUCGGUUUCUUCCUUCAGAAAAGGGACUUUUCUGAAAACGUCAAACACUUAGGGUGGUUUCAUUUAUAAGUUAUGUUCCGAUUUCCUCUGAGACUUUUUUGGUUUUUCCUCGAAGAAUGAACUGGAAGAGUCGAGACUCGUUUCCCUGACUGGAUGACUGCUCAUGUUUUUCCCUAGGAUUGAGACAGUGUGCUUUAUAUUUGUACAUCUAUGUAUUCUGUGAUUUCUGUAUUGAUGUAGGCGCAAAAAAAGGAAGAAAUGAAAGGUGUUUGCUGAUCCCAACGCCACAAUAAACAGUCAAAUGUUGCAUUUGUUAUAA